Limanda limanda (common dab) is the source of this 2192-nucleotide messenger RNA. It is a transcript of the gene abhd16a, whose product is annotated as abhydrolase domain containing 16A, phospholipase. Gene Ontology annotation, molecular function: monoacylglycerol lipase activity; glycerophospholipase activity. The transcript is spliced from 20 exons. The record is from RefSeq and is a predicted model, not a curated record. Gene Ontology annotation, biological process: monoacylglycerol catabolic process; phosphatidylserine catabolic process. Gene Ontology annotation, cellular component: endomembrane system. Lineage: Eukaryota; Metazoa; Chordata; Actinopteri; Pleuronectiformes; Pleuronectidae. Bases 34 to 1662 code for a protein of 542 amino acids.
GGCGCAGGCUUCCGUACCCGUCGUAGUGGCAGGAUGGCUAGCUGGUUGUGGCCACUCUGUGUUCGAGGGCCUCGUCUUCAACGAAUCCACCGCCCACCGGAUCAAUCUCGACCCGAGGUCCGGGGGAGAAGGGGAUGUAACUACCAACCCAGGGUUCUGGAGAAACACACCGACAGCAUCAUCGGCUGGGCUUCAGCUCUGUUGUCCAUAUCCUACUACAGCUCCCCUCUGCUCCUCUGCUACCUGUACAAGAAAGGUUACAUCUGCAGCAGUAAGGUGGUCCCAGUGAGUCAGUAUUUGGGAACCGUGGCGGUGUGUCUCCUAGGAGUGGCCUGUCUAAGAGGGUUGGGGAGAUGGAAGAACUCGGAGUAUGUUCAGUUUAUCUCUAUUCUCAAAGAAACAAAACAAAAUCACACUCAAACAAAUAAGAAAAAGCUGAGGUGUUACGACUUUGACUUCUCACACUGGCCUUCGGAUUUCAGCUGGACAGAAGUCAGCAAUCCGAAACUGUCCAAAGCUGGUGUUUCUCUGCUGAAGCCCGAGCCCAGAUUAAGAGGAGCAGCAGACAGUUUCUUCAACUCCGUGCGCACUCUACCAUGUCACAUCAUCAGUUAUCUUAUUGUUCACUCAUUCGGGAGGAGGAUGCUGUACCCUGGCUCUGUGGGUUUACUGCAGAGAGCCAUGAGACCCAUGCUCCAGCAAGGCCAGGCUAAGCUGGUCGAAGAGUUUGAUGGCCAAAGGAACAAGCUUGUGGCUUGUGAUGGGAAUGAGAUCGACACAAUGUUUGUGGACCGAAGGAGAGAAGGGGAACCAAACAGCCAAACUCUGGUCAUCUGCUGUGAGGGGAACGCUGGCUUCUAUGAGGUGGGCUGCAUGAACACUCCACUGGAGGGUGGAUACUCAGUGCUGGGCUGGAACCACCCCGGCUUUGGAGGCAGUACGGGAGUACCAUUACCCCAGAAUGAGGCCAAUGCCAUGGAUGUCGUGAUCCAGUUUGCGACACAUGAACUGGGCUUCCAGCUCAACGACAUAGUCAUAUAUGCCUGGUCCAUAGGAGGAUUUGCAGCCACCUGGGGCGUGAUGUCAUACCCAGAGAUCCAAUCAAUAGUGUUGGACGCCACGUUCGAUGACCUCCUGCCGCUGGCCCUCAAGGUCAUGCCCAACAGCUGGAGACCGCUGGUGCAGCACACAGUCAGGCAGUACAUGAACCUGAACAACGCAGACCAGCUUCUUAAAUACCAGGGACCAGUCCUGCUGAUCCGGAGAACUAGAGAUGAGAUCAUCACCACAACGGGUCCAGAGGACGUCAUGUCCAACAGAGGCAACGACCUCCUGCUCAAACUGCUACAGUCCAGGUACCCUAAAAUAAUGACGGAGGAAGGGAUCAGAGCUGUCAGACAUUGGCUGGGAGCCUCCAAUACCAUAGAGGAAGCAACUGUGUACAGUGGUUACCAAGUGGACGACGACUGGUGUGUGUCUGUGCUGCAGUCGUACAAGGCCGACGGAGAUGCUUUGUUUCCAUGGAGUGUUGGUGAGGAUAUGACUCUGGAGGGAAGGCGGCAGCUGGCUCUUUUCUUGGCACGGAAGCAUAUGCGAAACUUUGAGACAACACACUGCACUCCUCUCCCCGCCUCCGAGUUCCACUCACCCUGGAGACUGUAAAGAAAAGAGCUGGAUGGAUGAGAGGGAAAGAACAGUAUAGGAUUUGGACGGCCCGCGGUCAGCGCGUGUUCCUGGCAUGUUGUGAAUGUAUUAGUGAUUUCUCCUCCCUGCAAGACAGAUUUAUUGUCAUAUAUUGCUUCUGUGGUGGCUUCUGAAAAGAUCUGGUCUAAUCUUACCCGGCCAAGAACGUAUAAAAUAUGGUUCAUCUUUUCUUUUUAAGGUUAGUGUUUAGUCAUUUUUUUAAGUGUUAGUCUCCUCAAAAAGAAAGGGAUGCAUUUGAAGUAAGUGCACAAGCCAUCACUCGCUCCUUCCAUUGUUCUCUCUUGGCUGUAUUUGUAAAGAAAUACCUGGGAAUAAACAUAUACACAACCACAAUGUAAUAGAAAUAAUGAAGUUUAAUCUUUAAAAAUGCAGCCAGACAGUUUUAUGCUUUUCAGGUUUUAUUUUAUUUUCUGUGGCCACUAUCUUUCUGAACAGAGCUAUGCUCAAACAUGUUCUAUUAAAUAAGCGAAAUAAAAUGUUUGACAUAA